This is a messenger RNA of Oncorhynchus kisutch (coho salmon), 1528 nucleotides long. RefSeq names its product lecithin retinol acyltransferase. The record is from RefSeq and is a predicted model, not a curated record. The transcript has 2 exons. NCBI's taxonomy places the organism in Eukaryota, Metazoa, Chordata, Actinopteri, Salmoniformes, Salmonidae. Gene Ontology annotation, molecular function: phosphatidylcholine-retinol O-acyltransferase activity. Gene Ontology annotation, cellular component: rough endoplasmic reticulum. Gene Ontology annotation, biological process: retinol metabolic process; vitamin A metabolic process. The coding region runs from base 82 to 831 and encodes 249 amino acids.
GAAGACUAUAGAGGAGCGCGAGGCGAGGAGGACAACAUCUCGGGAAAAAAAACAAGGACAAGAAAUUUACCUCCAAUAAACAUGUUGGAUUCGCUCACAUUACUCCUGGAAAAAGUACUCUUCCUCACUCACCUCAAUGUCUUCAAUCAGUUCAGGACCAGUCUUUUUUCAGACACACAGAGAGAGAGGGAGAAGAAGAUAGUUACAAAUCACUGCGAGAAAGAAGAGGUCCCCGAUCCCUCCGCCUGCACCGCACUCACAGACUCCCUGUACCAGCGGGGAGACUUGUUAGAAGUUCCCCGGACUCUAUUCACUCAUUUCGGCAUCUAUUUAGGGGACAACCGGGUGGCACAUCUGAUUCCGGAUAUCUUGCCACUCUUUACAACGGACAAGCUUUCCAUUCAGGUGAUGGUAACUAACAAACGCUUAGUUCUUGGCGUUCUAUCCAAGAGCGCCAGCAUCCGGGUGGAUACCGUUGAGGACUUUGCCUACGGCGCGUCAAUUCUACUGAACGCAAUGGACUCUACCGUGCAGAAACGACCGUUGGAUGGCGAAGAGAUUGCGAGGAGAGCGGAGGAAAUGGUUGGGAAGAUACCGUACAGUUUACUGUGGAAUAACUGUGAACAUUUCGUUACUUACUGCCGGUACGGCAGCGCAAUCAGCAUUCAGACAGACAAGUUCUGUGAUUGGCUGAAAUCUGUCAUUCGGGAUCAUAGGAGUGUUCCGCUGACGGCGUUCCUGGGAAUUCUGUCUAUUCUCAGUCUGGGAAUGUCCCCUUACACCACGCUUCCCACCCUCCUCAUCCCCUUCACCCUCUGGAUGGCAGGCUGAUACCUGGGAAUUCUGUCUAUCCUCAGUCUGGGAAUGUCCCCUUACACCACGCUUCCCACCCUCCUCAUCCCCUUCACCCUCUGGAUGGCAGGCUGAUACCUGGGAAUUCUGUCUAUCCUCAGUCUGGGAAUGUCCCCUUACACCACGCUUCCCACCCUCCUCAUCCCCUUCACCCUCUGGAUGGCAGGCUGAUACCUGGGAAUUCUGUCUAUCCUCAGUCUGGGAAUGUCCCCUUACACCACGCUUCCCACCCUCCUCAUCCCCUUCACCCUCUGGAUGGCAGGCUGAUACCUGGGAAUUCUGUCUAUCCUCAGUCUGGGAAUGUCCCCUUACACCACGCUUCCCACCCUCCUCAUCCCCUUCACCCUCUGGAUGGCAGGCUGAUACCUGGGAAUUCUGUCUAUCCUCAGUCUGGGAAUGUCCCCUUACACCACGCUUCCCACCCUCCUCAUCCCCUUCACCCUCUGGAUGGCAGGCUGAUACCUGGGAAUUCUGUCUAUCCUCAGUCUGGGAAUGUCCCCUUACACCACGCUUCCCACCCUCCUCAUCCCCUUCACCCUCUGGAUGGCAGGCUGAUACCUGGGAAUUCUGGAAAAUCCAUAAUGAAAAUGUCAUUCUGGAAUUCUGUUUAAUUUCAAUAGGAAUAUAAUAUGUAUAUAGAUGUGUAUAUAUAUAAAUAAAUAAAAUCUCCAGAAAU